Molecule: messenger RNA, 929 nt
Organism: Lycium barbarum (goji berry)
Lineage: Eukaryota; Viridiplantae; Streptophyta; Magnoliopsida; Solanales; Solanaceae
Product: cytochrome c-type biogenesis CcmH-like mitochondrial protein
Exons: 4
Coding region: 198-674 (158 amino acids)
Source: RefSeq, a predicted model, not a curated record
AUUAAAGACCAGUGCCUUUGAAGGCUAAUCCGCACAAAAAAAUGGUUAUUGGGUUUUAAGACCUUAUUGGUAUCAUAUUUGGCCCAAACAUUAAAGACCACGUUCAUUUCAGCUUGGCCAUUGCACUUCUCCAUCACAGCUUGUUUGGAAACUUUGCUGUUGAGUGGAAAGCUUGGUUAAUUAUCUAAGGACUAUCUAUGGAGGGGGAAGAGGAUCCGGUGAAGAAAGAGAGAGUGGUAGAGGCGAGAGCGAGAAAUAUCAGCCACAAUGUCAGGUGUACAGAGUGUGGCAGUCAAUCCAUUGAAGAUUCUCAAGCUGACAUUGCCAUACUCCUCAGGAAGCUAAUUCGAGAUGAAAUUAAAGCUGGGAAGUCUGAUAAGGAGAUCUACACGAAGCUUGAGGAUGAUUUUGGUGAAACAGUACUUUAUGCCCCAAAAUUUGAUAUGCAAACGGCUGCUUUAUGGCUCUCUCCGCUACUAGUUGCUGGUGCUGCUGGAGGUUUGUGGGCUUACAAAAAGCACAGACAGAGGACCAAUGUGCACAUUAUGGCUUUGAAUCUCGUUCGAGGAAUCCCAUUAACACCCAAGGAGAAAGAAGCCAUGCUCAAUGUCCUCACGCCACCUCCCGGAGGAACGUCUUCCUUGAGUUGGUGGAGAAGGUGGCUUCAGCAAUGAAAACUUCUUUAACCUGUCAUCACUUUCCUUGUAUUCUAUUUUAUCGGCUAGAAUAUCUUAAGUUGUCAGCUAGUCAAGAAGCCAUCCUAUCCUCGUCAUUUUGCAUUGGCGUGUUUUGAAUUAGUCAUCCGUCAUCGUGAUUAUACAAUUUUUUUAUACCCUGAUACAAGUGAUCACAUCUUAUUGUACAAAAAGUACAAUUUGGUUAUGAGUUGACUUCAUCGUAAUAAUGAUGCUCACAUGAUUUUGUGAUAA